Messenger RNA from Pocillopora verrucosa, 486 nucleotides. The record is from RefSeq and is a predicted model, not a curated record. Lineage: Eukaryota; Metazoa; Cnidaria; Anthozoa; Scleractinia; Pocilloporidae.
AUUCUUGCAGCUCGUGUUUUGGACAUUCGUAUUCGAAGCGAAGGUUGCGAUGAUCCAGGAAGAGCAUCCCCCUGCGGCAAAGCUUACAUUGAGGUGGAUGGGACAGAUUACUCUCCUCAAGGAAGAGGAUAUAACGUUGUUGUUGUGGAUGGUGAAACAGGUGUCUUCCUUGAGGCAAGAUCAUUUGAUACUUAUGCAGAUAGUUCGAGCGGCUAUCAUUUGAGAGACUUCCUCAACAACCUAAGUGGCAAUAAAAUCGUUUUGGUUGCUACUCAAGAUUCAGCCUCCAAGCACAUGUCACCUGCAAUUGAAGCUCUCAAGAGACUGGGUGCUACCGAUCCUCUUCAGGGAAACCACCGAGAUUCCUUUGCUUUCGCUGGAUACGCAGGAGUUAACAAACCACAAUGGAUCACACAAAAAAGAGCAGAUAGAUACCUAGGACCCAGUGAGAUAUUUCCGCAAAUACCGCUGUCAGGACUAAUUUAA